AUGCCUUCCCGGCAAGAAGUUUCUUACUUUGGAGCUGGUCCAGCUCCCCUCCCGACCUCAGUUGUUGAGGCCGGUGGAAAGGCAUUCGUCAACUUCAACGAUGCCGGACUAGGACUCGGCGAGAUCUCGCACCGCUCCCCCACCGCCAACAAGAUCCUCGACGAUGCCAAAGCCAAUCUCUCUGCCCUCCUCGAUAUCCCUGACAACUAUGAAAUCCUGUUCAUGCAGGCCGGUGGCAGUGGCGAGUUCAGCGCUGUCGUGCAGAACCUGGUCCCCGUUUGGAUCGAGCGCCGCCGCCGCCGAGCCGAGGCCGACGUGAAGAAGGCCCAGCCCGGUGCAGAACAGGCCCAGAUUGAUGCAUUGGUCUUCCAGAGACUUCAGAAGGAAGUCGACGAGGAGCUGAAAAUGGAUUACCUCGUGACUGGAUCUUGGUCGCUCAAGGCUUCCCAGGAAGCGAGCAGACUGAUCGGCUCGAAAUAUGUGAACAUCGCGCUUGAUGCUCGCAAGUCAAACGGUGGAAAGUUUGGAAAGAUUCCCGGGGAGGAUACCUGGUCGUUGACUCCUACCAAGAAGGAGGGCGGCAAGGGCUCUGCAUUUGUCUACUUUUGUGAUAACGAAACCGUCGAUGGUGUCGAGUUCCAGCAAUUCCCCAAGUCAUUGGAGGCACAGGGUCAGGACGCCGAGGAUGAGCGCCUUGUUGUGGCCGACAUGAGCUCCAACUUCAUUAGCCGGAAGGUUGAUGUCAGCAAAUACGCUGUGAUCUUCGGCGGCGCACAGAAGAACAUCGGUGUUACCGGUAUCACCAUUGCCAUCGUUCGCAAGGAUCUCCUCCCUCCUCAGACUGCAACCCCUCCCCCUGCUCUGCUCCACCGAUUGAACAUUGGUGGUCUCCCUGGCCCAAUUGUGCUCGACUACGCAAUCAUCGCAAAGAACAACUCCCUCUACAACACCCUCCCCAUCUUCAAUCUUUGGAUUGCUGGUCAGGUCAUGGCCGACCUAAUGACUGAGUUUGGCGCCCAAAAGGUUAACGGUCAAGAGGAGGUCGCCAACAAUAAGGCGCAGCUUAUCUACGGCGCUUUGGACAAGUACCCGCAAGUGUACCAGGUUGUCCCUGACGCCAGCGUUCGCAGCCGCAUGAACAUCUGCUUCCGCGUGAGCGGUGGUGAUGACGCCAAGGAGAAGGCGUUCAUCGCCGGUGCUGAAAAGCGUCUCCUCCAGGGCCUUAAGGGUCACCGCAGUGUAGGCGGUAUGCGUGCCAGCAACUACAAUGCGGUCCCCCUGGAGAAUGUACAGAAACUGGUGAAAUACCUCGAGGACUUUGCUACUGGACUGUAG
Molecule: messenger RNA, 1335 nt
Organism: Penicillium paradoxum
Lineage: Eukaryota; Fungi; Ascomycota; Eurotiomycetes; Eurotiales; Aspergillaceae
Product: O-phospho-L-serine:2-oxoglutarate transaminase
Exons: 2
Coding region: 1-1335 (444 amino acids)
Biological process (GO): L-serine biosynthetic process
Cellular component (GO): cytoplasm
Molecular function (GO): pyridoxal phosphate binding; O-phospho-L-serine:2-oxoglutarate transaminase activity
Source: RefSeq, a predicted model, not a curated record